Messenger RNA from Mycotypha africana, 1276 nucleotides. RefSeq lists its product as uncharacterized. NCBI's taxonomy places the organism in Eukaryota, Fungi, Mucoromycota, Mucoromycetes, Mucorales, Mycotyphaceae. Bases 117 to 1067 code for a protein of 316 amino acids. The transcript is spliced from 2 exons. The record is from RefSeq and is a predicted model, not a curated record.
AAUCAAAACAGCAGAAGAAUUUCAAAAAGAAAAAAAGGUUAGUCUUCCUUUCCAGCCCUCGAAUCCUACGAGCUUGGACAUAAAUGCGACAUCUCUUAUCCUGAGAAUGCAAAGAAAUGGUGGAGAAAUUACCUAUCGAUUUGCAACUUGAAAUUUGUAGUUAUGCCAUCGGACAGUUUGGUAACGAACCUUUUGUGUUUACCGCCAUGACAGUAAACAAAAAUUGGGCGUAUUUUGCGUGUCAAGUACUUUACAGAAAUUAUCGAAUUGAAAACUAUCUGAAAUUCAGCAGUUUUGUUAAAACUAUCACUUCACCCAAUGCGCUUUUACCUUAUGGCUACUUUGUUCGGUCAAUCGACUUGACGCCUAUUAAUAAGUAUGGUAUUGAUAUGAAAGCAUCACGGCUUUUGCGAUGUUGUCCUAACAUAGUGGAAAUGCGAUUAGGGCAUCCAACGACGUUACGGCCAGAGACAAUACAGAAUAUUGCAGAAUACAACGAUAAAUUACAUACCAUUUAUAUGGGAGGGAUAGAGUCUUUUCCUUUUAUGCUAGAAUGUGAUUUUUCACGUUUAAGAAGGCUACGGCAUGUAACACUGGAAACAACGCCUCUGUUAACAGAAUCUUUAAUGUCGCUUCCUAGCGAGAGCCUAUUAUCGCUAUGUCUCAUUAAAAUGGACGCCAUCACACCAAAUGAACUAUACCAAUUCUACAAACUGCAUCCAAAUCUACAAUCGUUAACACUUAUCAACUGUAGAGCAUUAAUGACACCCGAUUUAGGAGAAAUUCUAUCCAAGAUGCUUUUAGUUGAUAAUAAUAUGGGUGGCAAAUUAGCUCUAUUACAUUUAGAGGGGCUGCAAAUAACAGAUAAAGUGCUUUUAGAUCUGUUUAGGACAACGACAUCAGGUGCUCAUCUAAAAGAAGUGAGGUUAUGCAACACUUCAGUUACAGAAGGUUGUAUUGACGCCAUUACGAACCAGCAAACUCUUCCAGUUUCAAUGAGUGACAAGCUCACGCUAUCAGAUUUUGAGAUUACCAAGUUGGUAUUAAUGCAGAAGCGUCAGUCGUAACAGAAAAUUUUGAUUUCGCCUACGUAAAGUGGUUGAGUAAGAUUUAAGCAGAGUGUAUAGAAUAUUAUCCGAUAAGUUCGUGUGUUGUGUAUCUAUAUAUCAAAGAUUAUAGUUUGUUCAACAGAAAUAAAAAUAAGCUAUCGUAUUUCAAAUCUUGGAUAUUUGUUUGUUUGAGUCUGGAAUACUAAGAUUUAAAAACUCGUCCGAAG